UUAUUUUGAUGCAAGUCGGUUAGGAUACAUUUAUUAUCUAAAUGGAUAAAUUAUGGCCAAGCCGUGGCGCGGUAGCCGGAGUCAUUAUUUAUCGAGUAGUCAACGCUUGCGUUUUGCAGACCUACUUUGUGCCUGACGAGUACUGGCAGAGCUUGGAAGUGGCACAUCGCUUGGUGUUCGGGUUUGGGCAUCUGACGUGGGAAUGGAAAGAAGGAAUUCGUGGCUACGCGCAUCCUCUGUUGUUUGCAUUAGUUUACUGGUUGCUGAAAUUAUUUGGUUUAGAUUCAAGCUUCGCUCUUGGGUUCUGUCCUCGGCUUGUCAUGGGGCUCUUUGCUGCACUAAGUGAUCUUUGUGUGUAUCGACUCACUGCAGGGUACUUGGAGUCACCAUCUGCUGCCACUUGGGCUAUGUUGUGUAGUUUGACGUCGUGGUUUUCUUUCUACUGCAUGCCGAGAACAUUAGCAAACAGCUUGGAGGCGGCAUUGAUUACUGUGACUCUUAGCAUUUGGUUCACCUCAUCGUCUUUGCGAUCUUCGAAAUGUGUGUGGGUUUGUUUUUCUAUUGGUGCUUUGUCUGUGCUCAUUCGACCAACUUCUGCUGUUGUUUGGCUUGUGGUUUUUGGUACUCAUUUGGUAGCAGCUACUAACAAACUGGACUUUAUUCUUUUACACGUGCUUCCAGUUGCUGUGAUUGCUGCCUUUGUUUCUGUGGCGUUGGAUUCCUACUUUUAUGGAAAGUUUGUUGUUGCUCUGUGGAACUUCUUCAAAUUCAAUGUACUUUAUGAUUUGGGGUCUUUGUUUGGUACACAUCCAUGGCACUGGUAUUUGUCUCAGGGCAUACCAGUUGUCUUUGGUACUCAUCUUCCAUUGUGCUUACUUGGCGUAGUCAAUGUCCCAAGUAGGCGAUUGCUGCUGUUUGUUGUUAUGUGUUGUUAUGUGGUUAUUCACAGCUUGCUCAGUCACAAGGAAUUUCGUUUCAUGGUUCCACUGUUACCACUUGCGGCAGUCUACGCUGGUCAUUUUUGUAGCACGAUUUCUGGAAAGUGGCGUACGACUGUGUUAGUCAGUCUUAUUGUGUUCAAUACGCCUGUAGCAGUCUAUACGUCAUUGAUUCAUCAACGUGGCACGUUGAGUGUCAUGAGAUAUCUGGAUGGUGAGGCUCAGGAAGGGCGUGUGGAAAGUGUGCUGUUUCUAAUGCCAUGUCACUCUACACCAUUGUACAGUCAUUUUCAUCACAAUAUAAGCUUGCGACAUUUGGACUGUUCGCCGAGUUUAGACGUUGAUUAUGUUGGUGAGGACGAUCGCUUCUAUGGUGAUCCAGUCAAUUGGCUAAAUGAGAGUUACUCUCAUGAGAAAGAACUACCAUCUCAUAUAGUUAUAUAUGACUUGCUGGAAAAGGAACUUGAGUUGUUGUUUGGUUACAAGAAGUACUCAAAGGUUGAGGUGUUUUUUCACACUCACUUUCAUGAAAAGCGGAUUGGACAGACUGUCAUUGUUUAUCGUCGAUGGUCUCAUUGACUGUGGACACGUACACACCGAGAUAGAUGGUUUGCGUCGUUAUUUUAUUCAGCCAAAGACAGUCAAUUGCCAGAGUACAUUCGCUCUGUUUGUACAGACAGAGUACUAAAUCUACAUUUUCAAAAGAGAAAGAGAAUGUUCUUAUGAUGUCUUGUUGUACUUAUUUACUCAGGAACAUCAAUAAUAAGUGGUGUGAUGUACUCAGAGUGUCGAAUACCCAGAGAAAACGAAGGAGCCUUGGGCUUGUUGCAUGUGACACCCUCUGG
Messenger RNA from Corticium candelabrum, 1783 nucleotides. Its product is annotated as GPI mannosyltransferase 3-like. Lineage: Eukaryota; Metazoa; Porifera; Homoscleromorpha; Homosclerophorida; Plakinidae. The transcript is spliced from 15 exons. Gene Ontology annotation, biological process: GPI anchor biosynthetic process. The coding region runs from base 42 to 1517 and encodes 491 amino acids. The record is from RefSeq and is a predicted model, not a curated record. Gene Ontology annotation, cellular component: endoplasmic reticulum membrane. Gene Ontology annotation, molecular function: alpha-1,2-mannosyltransferase activity.